Molecule: messenger RNA, 1129 nt
Organism: Rubroshorea leprosula
Lineage: Eukaryota; Viridiplantae; Streptophyta; Magnoliopsida; Malvales; Dipterocarpaceae
Source: the annotation of a GenBank genome assembly
CAAAUUGGGGUUUUAACCUUAUAUUUUUUAUAUGAGUUUGAGGUUAGGGGGAGGGUGAGAUGCAAGACCCCAUAAUCUUGUGGAAAAACUUGAGCCAAACGGGCAGUGUGAAUGAGUAUCAGAAGGAUUUUGAAAGGAUCAGGGUUAGAGUGAAGUGCAGUGAGAAACAAGCAGCUUUUAUGUUUGUAGGAGGCCUGAAAGAGGAGUUGCAGCAUUCUGUGACUUGCUACAAUCCAAAGUCAGUUGUUGAGGCUUAUGCAAUAGCCAAGCACCAGGAAUUGUCUGUCAAUUCCAUUAUUGAGAAGUCCAGAAACCUCCCACAGACUGAAUUGGAAGAUAGGAAGCAGAAAGGAUUGUGCUUUUGGUGUGAUCAAAGAUAUACUAUGGGUCAUAGAUGUUCCAAGAAGAAACUGUAUAACUUGGAGAUAUAUCCUGUUGAUGAGGAAGGUGCAGUAGAAGCAGAAAAUUUGGAUGAGGGAAUGGGCUUGAACCAGAUUACUGUCAUUGACAAGACCAAACCAGUGGUUUCAAUUCAUUCUUUAGAUGCUAGAACAACUUAUAAUGUUUUCAAGGUGAUAGGUUCAGUUGAUAACAAACCAAUUUUGAUAUUGAUAGAUUCAGGGGGCACUCACAAUAUAUUGAAUGAAGAAUUGGUAGCUGAGCUUGGGCUUGAAACAACAAAAACUGAGAGCUACCUGAUUUUCAUGGCUGAUGGAUUCCAUGUGGCAGAGAACAUGUUUGAAAAGUUUCAAGAAGGCAAAUUGUUAGCAACCAGUCCAAAGAAGGGGCAAUGUGCAGUGGCCACGUUUUCAUUAGAGCAAGCUUUAUUUCAGGAUAAGUUGGUUGGAGCUGGAGCUUGGAUAGAUAAACAAGUGCUGAAAGAAUUGGUUAGACAAAAUGCUGAUUCAACAUCUUCUUUUGGUACUUUAUUCAAUAAUGAAUAUCAGUGCUUCUCUUCUGCCACCCAUUAGAUUUCUCUCUUGUCUAUGCUAUUCUCUCUCUGAAUUUUAGGGUUUUCCAUCUCUAUUUCUUUCUCUUCCUUCCCCUCUAUCUCAGUGCUCUCCACGUUUCCUUUAUUAGGACAAUCCAUCCAAAAUUCCCUUGUUCCAUAUAAAAACUUCAUUAUACU